AUGACAGCCUCAGCUGUUGCGAGAGAUUUAAACUUCACGUGUGCGUAGCUUGGCAUUUGUCGAGACUGAGAGAAGUGUUCCCCGAUCAUUUCGAGCGUUGAAAGACAUAUAAAAGAAAAUGGCGCUGAUGGGGGUGCAGCUGGUGGUCAGCCUUCUAGCCGCCAGCAUCAUGCAGAGAAUGGCGCCACACUGCUCCUUUGCACGUUGGCUCCUAUGCAAUGGCAGCCUCUUCCGUUUUAAACACCCGUCAGAAGGAGAGCUGUGUGCGCUGGCUGGGAAGCAGAUGCCGAAGCCCAGCCGGAGAGACCGGAGGCAGAAUGGGGGAGGGGAACCCAAGCCUCUCACGGUGCCCAAAGACAUCGACCUCCAUCUCCAGACCACUCCUGUGAACGUGCUGGAUGCCCUCGUCCUGCGUUUUUUCCUGGAGUACCAGUGGCUGAUCGACUUUGCAGUGUACGCCAUGGGUGUUUACCUGUUCACAGAGGGCUACUACUGCGCAGUGGAUGCCAGCAAAGAGGUCAACAUUGGAGCCAUCUGGUGUGUGCUGACCAUCUUCUUCUGCCUGAGGACCCUGUACACUCUGAUGGGUCACUACUUCAGCUCAGAGGAAGGGGGCGAGCGCUCGGUCUGCCUGGCAUUCGGCUUCCUGUCUCUGCUGGUGGCUAUGUUGGUGCUGGUGGUGAGAGAGGACUACCUGGAGUUCGGCCUGGAGCCAGGAUUUGCUAAUCUGUUCAACAACCUUGAGGCCUUCGCCAAGCAGCAAGGCUACGAGUGGUCGGUGCCAGUGACCAAGUUGACUGUGAAGCUGGGUUUGGCAGUCAUCUGCGCUUUCAUUGGCGCUCUGCUGGCAUUUCCUGGCCUCCGAUUGGCCCAGACCCACUUGGACGCAGUCCAGAUGAAUGCAGACCGGCCAAUCAUACAAGUCCUACUGCAUGCCAGCUUCCUGUCGCCAGUGUUGGUACUGAUGUUAUGGGUGAAACCCAUUGCUCGAGACUUCCUGGCUAAUGCUCCAAUGGGAAAGACGACCAUCACCCUCAUCCCCAGUUCCACCUUCAGCUCUGUGCGCCUGUGGAUCGUAGUGGCGCUGUGUGUCCUGCGCCUGGCGCUCACGCGCUACCACCUGCAGGCCUACCUGAACCUGUCGCAGAAGUGGGUGGAGCAGAUGAAGAGGGAGGCGGGCCGCAUUGCCGCCAUCGACAUCCAGAGGAAGGUGACGCGAGUGUUCUGUUACCUGACCGUGGUCACACUGCAGUACCUGGCACCCAUUCUUCUCAUUCUUUUCUCUACACUGGCGCUCAAGUCCCUGGGUGACUUCUCCUGGGGGCUGGUCCCUGAGGUCCCAGGCGUGACACCUGUGGAGGCGGCCGUCCCCACAGCAGCUCCACCCCUCCUGGCACUGGGGGAGGACGAGGACGGGGACAACAUGGAGGACGACGUCCAGGCGGCGGUGGCCCAGCUGUCGGAAGCCAUGGGCGCUCUCCGCAUGGUCCUCACGCCCAUCUUCUUCAGGGGGAUCUUGGCUUUCCUCGCCUGGUGGGUGGCGGCCUGCCAGCUCAUCAGCAGUCUGUUCGGGAUCUACUUCCACCAGUACCUCAUGCAGAACUGAGCCUCACCUGCCCCCAACACCCCACCCC
Megalops cyprinoides (Indo-Pacific tarpon) is the source of this 1634-nucleotide messenger RNA. Its product is annotated as transmembrane protein 161A-like. The record is from RefSeq and is a predicted model, not a curated record. Lineage: Eukaryota; Metazoa; Chordata; Actinopteri; Elopiformes; Megalopidae. The transcript is spliced from 12 exons. The coding region runs from base 119 to 1606 and encodes 495 amino acids.